Cyphellophora attinorum is the source of this 1218-nucleotide messenger RNA. RefSeq lists its product as uncharacterized. The coding region runs from base 1 to 1218 and encodes 405 amino acids. The transcript has 2 exons. Gene Ontology annotation, molecular function: zinc ion binding; 5-methyltetrahydropteroyltriglutamate-homocysteine S-methyltransferase activity. Lineage: Eukaryota; Fungi; Ascomycota; Eurotiomycetes; Chaetothyriales; Cyphellophoraceae. The record is from RefSeq and is a predicted model, not a curated record.
AUGGCCUCCGCGAAGCAGCAGCCACCAUUCCGUGCCGAGCACAUUGGCUCACUCCUAAGGCCGGACGACCUGCUCGAGGCCCGUGCUGCUAUUCGUGAUGAGGGAAAAACUCCCGAGCAGGCAAAUCUAGAGAGCAUUGAGAAAAGAGCGGUUGCAGACAUUGUGAAAACUCAGAUCGAUUGCGGACUGCGUGCAGUAUCAUGCGGCGAGUAUACACGAACUCGGUUCUGGGGGCUGUUCUGGGAUGAAUUGCACGGCACUACGCGCCUGCAGGAUGCAGAGGCUUCGAUGUUCCGGUUGUACCAUCCUGAUGUUGUAUCCCUGAUCGAGAAGGACCGGAAGGUCAUGCCCGGAGACUCUGUGAUUGCUGGCUCAAAGAUCGAGAACCGGGGUACUAAGGAGAAUCUGCACGAGCUUCAGCUGGUUCAAGCCAAUGUACCCAAGGAACGGUGGGGUGACAUCAAACUCACCAUGAUCACUCCAGCCUGGUUCCAUAUGCGUUACAAGCAAGGGCAGGCAUAUACACCGGAGGCAUACAAGAAUGAUGCCGAGUAUUUCACUGAUGUCGCAAAGGCCUACAAUGUCGAGCUACAAAACCUUUACGAUGCUGGACUACGCAACGUGCAGUUCGAUGACCCUGGGCUGGCAUACUUCUGCAGUGAUGUAUGGAGAAAUGGCUUCGCUGAGGAUAAGGACAACAUUGGUACGGUCGAUGAGCUACUGGCUGCAUACAUCAAACUCUACAACGACUGCGUCGCCGGACUACCAAAGGACCUCCAUACUGGAGUACACCUGUGCAGAGGUAACUUCAUCGGCGGUCGACACUUCGCGAGCGGUGCAUACGACAUUAUUGCGAAACAGCUUUUCCAGGAUCUCAAUGUCGACACGUUCUACCUCGAGUAUGACACAGAUCGAGCUGGAGGAUUUGAGCCGCUCAAAUUCUUGCCAAAGAACAAGAAUGUGAUCAUUGGCGCCAUCAGCACCAAGCUACGAGAUCUCGAGGACAAGAAAACGAUCAUCGACCGAAUCAACAAGGCUGCAGACUUCGUCGCUGAGGGUAGCGGGCAGUCACGGGAGCAGGCCCUGAAGCAGUUGGGCAUCUCCCCUCAGUGUGGCUUCAGUACUCAUGAGACAGGCUACCCGCUCAGCCACGAUGACCAGAAGGCGAAGUUGAAGCUGUGCCGCGAGAUCGCUGAUGAGGUUUGGGGCGAGCCAUGA